Molecule: messenger RNA, 968 nt
Organism: Closterium sp. NIES-67
Lineage: Eukaryota; Viridiplantae; Streptophyta; Zygnematophyceae; Desmidiales; Closteriaceae
Source: the annotation of a GenBank genome assembly
CAAUCAACGUGAUUCAAAUUGGGAACGGUAGCUGAGAUCAAGAGCUACAACAUAUCCAAGUUUCGCGACAUUCCAACGGCUAGUGUUUUGUCGACGUCGUUUCUUGUGAAGACGACUUUUCUGUCCAGAAUUUCGGAUUUAUAUUUUGAGUAAUUCUAGCUCCUAAGUUCACCUAGACUCUGUCCUUAAUCCUAACAAGUGGUAUCAGAGCAAUAUUAAGGACAUUGAGAGGAGUCUACAGAAGUUUGAAGACCCUUCUAGACCCACCAUGGCCUGUGGGUGUGCCUAAGUGGUGUUCUAAAGGUUGGAUGUGUCUUCCGCUAAGGGGAAACUCUGCCGAAAUUUCAGAAGAUGCCGGAAGAAGGCGAAGCACGUGAACGGUGGAUUGAGAAAAGCGCGGUGCUUUUCGACCUCAUUCUUCAAUCGGUCAACAAGGAGAUGUUCGAGCACAUCAAGGAUCUUGUGGAAGCGGAUGAUUCGGGUCCAAGGGCGUGGAAACUACUACGUGAUGUGGUUCAGCCCAACACUCUCCUGAUGGUGAUCGUGCUCGAGAAGGAACUUGCUGCCAUCUCCAUGCAACCAGGGGACGAUGUGAAGCCGGUCCUUGACAAGAUCAAGGACACCUAUGCAAGGAUGGCAGCAGCGGGCAGCAGUGUAUCUCAGCUGCAGCAGUGCACCAAGAUCAUCUCGGUAUUUGCUUGAUGAGGUAAAACCCCCUGGGAAGAUUAAGUAUGUGGCAGCAGCGUCAGGUGCUUUGCUCCCCGUGAUUGGUGUUGGGAAUGCCAAGGUUAAGGGAGCUAAUGGGGAGCUUGUGGGGCUUGGGAAUGUUCUGCUGGUUAAAGGCUUGUCUGCUAACCUUCUCUCUGUGCGACGACUGCAGAAGAGUAAGGCCGAAGUGACCUUUGGACCAACCAGCUGCCGUGCUAAGCUUGGGAAGAAGGUGCUGUGGAGUCUGGAAGAGGAGACCA